GGUCGACCGAAUUUUCGUUUCAUUUGACACCGAAUUUAGAUUCUGCAAAGAUAUAAAAAAUAAAUGAAUUUUGGGUUACUUUUUAUUUAUUGUUUUCAAUGUUUAGACUUGGACGGUAUUUAAUAGCAUUAAAUUUUUUAAAAAGGAUGUUAUAGUUUAUUAAAAUUUUUAAAAAAUUGUGAUAAAGCUGUGACCUAUAAAUAAAUUUUUUAGUGAAUUUGGGUUUGAGGAUUUCUGCAGAGGAGAAAAAUAUAUUUCAGGUUUCAACUUGCCCGAAUAGUUUGACUUUGCAAAUCAAAAAUGGCACAAGUUGUUGGUACAAUGACACACUGGUAUAACACAAUUAUGGAAAAUGCUGAUCCUCGAGGUAAAGAUUUUCCAUUGGCUGGAAGUCCAUUUCCUAUGUUAACCAUCAUAGCUUCUUAUUUAUAUUUCGUAAAAGUAUUAGGACCAGCUUAUAUGAAAGAGAGAAAACCAUUCCAAAUCAAUGGAAUUAUAAUUGCUUAUAACCUUCUUAUGGUAGUGUUGAGUGCAUUUUUCUUUUUCUACGGUGGUAGUAAAACAUAUCUUUCAGGAAAAUACAAUUUGAUGUGCGAACCUGUCAACUACUCUACUGACGAAGAAAGCAUGCUGCUUGUAAAUCUUGGUUGGUGGUAUCUGAUGUUGAAAAUAACAGAAUUCGCUGACACAAUAUUUUUUGUUUUGAGAAAGAAAUUCAAUCAUAUCAGCACCUUGCACGUAGUUCAUCAUGCAUCAGUUGCAUGGGGUGUUUGGAUUGGUCUGAAAUUCGGACCAGGAGGACACAAUGCUUUUUUCCCCUUCAUCAACUGCUUUAUUCAUAUGAUUAUGUACAGUUACUAUUGUUUAGCAGCACUUGGACCCCACAUGCAGAAAUAUCUGUGGUGGAAAAAAUACCUUACUCAAAUGCAAAUGAUUCAGUUUAUCAUUGCUACCAUUCAUGCUACUGUACCCAUCUUUUACGAUUGUGGUUUUCAACCAAUAUUUGCCUACAUUAUUAUUUUUCACGCCAUUUUGUUCUUUGUAAUGUUUUACAACUUUUACAAAAACACUUACAACCAGGAACUUCGAAUGAAGAAACAGAGCAAAAAAUUCUUAGAAGACCAGAAAAUGAAAACACAAACAAAUGGCGCUCUGAAGGAGUCUGUAAAAGUAGACUAAUCUUAGACUGUUUUUAACUAGAAUUUUCUAAAAGUUACUUCUACUUUUACAAGCAUUUUAUGAGUUUAAGACAUUUAAUUUUUUUUAAUUAAAUUUUUAAAGGAUUAACAUGUUACAGUUAAUUGUAAUAUGGAGCAAUUGCAAAUGGGAGCUUAUUCCUUCUUUAUUUGUUUUCUGUUACAGAAAAAAAUUUCUUUAUGUAAAGACAAAUAAAUAACAAUAUAGUCAAACAAUUAAUUAAAUCAAAAUCUUAUUAAUUUUUUGAAUUUGGAACUUUAAAUGUCGUAAAAUAUGUGAUAUAUGCAUUAGCAUAAUUAAAACUCAUAAUGAAUUUGGUUUUUAAUAUGAAUAUAGGAAUGAAAUUUAAUAUUCAUGUAUUUAUUAGUCUGCCAAUGUUUAUUUAAAUACACUUUAAAUAUUAUAAAACAACGCAGCUCAUUUGUAAUAACUGGUAUUUUGUCAUUUUUUUCCUAUUAUGAUGGGGAUGUUAAAAAUCACUUGAGUUUGAUUUGGAUAUUUAGACUUUCCUGUUUAGCGUAUACUAUUUGUUUUGUGAAAUCAUGCCAUGUGUAAAUAUAAUCAUGUUCAUAAAAUAAAAUUCAGACAAAUGUGUGGA
This is a messenger RNA of Parasteatoda tepidariorum (common house spider), 1795 nucleotides long. Its product is annotated as very long chain fatty acid elongase AAEL008004. Gene Ontology annotation, cellular component: endoplasmic reticulum membrane. The record is from RefSeq and is a predicted model, not a curated record. NCBI's taxonomy places the organism in Eukaryota, Metazoa, Arthropoda, Arachnida, Araneae, Theridiidae. Gene Ontology annotation, biological process: fatty acid elongation, polyunsaturated fatty acid; fatty acid elongation, saturated fatty acid; fatty acid elongation, monounsaturated fatty acid. Gene Ontology annotation, molecular function: fatty acid elongase activity.